CGUCACAGGCUCAGUUUGAGGCUGCGCAGUAACGCGGGAUCUGACUGUCCAUUUCUUUAACUGUCUAUGGACAAUACUCGGUACUUACCGGUCACAUGGAGAAACGACAGCAGAUGAAAGAUUCUCUGCAGCUCUGCAUAGACAGACAUAAAGACGAGCUGCACAGUUUGAGUCUGGACAUUUGGAGCCGACCGGAACUUGCCGGAAACGAGACACACGCGCACGACAGGCUGGUCCGCUUUUUUUCUCAGGACCAGACAUGGACGGUAGAAAGUCAUUACAAAUUACCGACAGCAUUCCGGGCCAGCUGGGGUACAGUCGGUGGCGGGGAGGGGCAGCAGCAGCCGGGGCUGAACGUGGGGUUCUUAUGCGAGUACGACGCGCUUCCAGGCAUCGGGCACGCGUGCGGGCAUAACCUGAUAGCAGAGGUGGGAGCUGCCGCUGCUCUGGGGCUGAAAGCUGCAUUAGAGAACCAGACUGAUCUCCCUGAACCAGUGAAGAUAACAGUUCUAGGAACACCUGCAGAGGAGAAUAUAGGAGGCAAAAAUCAAUUGAUCAAGGCAGGAGCCUUUGCUGACAUCGACCUUGUCUUUAUGGCUCACCCAGCUCAGCAAGAUGCUUCUUUCCUGCCCUGUGUCGCAAUCAAUGAGGUGUCAGUGAAGUACCAUGGGAAGGCAUCUCAUGCUUCUGCAUACCCUUGGGAGGGAGUGAAUGCCCUGGAUGCUGCUGUGCUGGCUUACAACAAUCUCUCUGCACUCAGACAGCAACUCAAACCAGAGUGGAGGCUUCACGGCAUCAUCAAACAUGGAGGUGAGAAGCCCAACAUUAUCCCUGCCUACACUGAGCUAGAAUUUUAUCUGCGUACCCCGCUGGUUAAGGAUCUUUGUGACCUGAAGGCCAAGGCUGAGGCUUGCUUCAGGGCAGCUGCCGUUGCCACCGGCUGCCAAGUGGAGAUAAUCUAUCCAACCGACUGCUAUGAUAGCAUUCUGCCAAAUGCCACACUGGCAAACCUGUAUGAAAAUAAUGGAAAAGCUUUGGGGAUUCAGUUUCCAGAGCAGCCAGCCAACUUCUCUGGUUCUACAGACUUUGGCAACGUAUCAUUCAUAGUCCCCGGCAUCCAUCCUUUCUUCUACAUCUGCACCGACGCGUUUAACCACACUGAGGAAUACACCGAAGCAGCAGGAGCUGAAAAGGCCCAGUUGUUCACCCUGAGGACAGCCAAAGCCCUGGCUAUGACAGCUGUGGAUGUGGUGUGCUGCCCUGUUCUGCUGAGGCAAGUGAGAGAGGACUUUAGACUGGCCAAACUGAAACAUGAGUAAUGACUAGAAAGCAGUGAUACAGCCUUGACAGUUCAUACAUACAUUGACUUUAAUAAUAAAUAUAGGACAGGGGCUUUACCUCAAGAGCACAUAUUGGCUAGCAGCAAUUCCAACAGUUUGUAUGGUUACCGGUAGUUUGUAUGGUUAAAGGAUAGAGCUGUAAAACAAGAAAUUAACAAGGGCCUCUGCAAAUCUCAAAUACCUCCAUUAAGUUGGACAAGCUCAUUCCCAAUAGACUAGAAAUGGUGUUGUCAACUGGUGCUUGCCAAGGUUCGAUGCCAACUUAGGUGUGGUACCCAUUGACUGUAAAAUGAAUGGACAGACAGACGGGUUCGGCGAUGUGCUGAAAAUGCGGAAGUGCCUUAAACAUUCUAUCUGAAUUCCAGCAG
Messenger RNA from Etheostoma cragini (Arkansas darter), 1708 nucleotides. RefSeq names its product peptidase M20 domain-containing protein 2-like. Gene Ontology annotation, molecular function: dipeptidase activity. NCBI's taxonomy places the organism in Eukaryota, Metazoa, Chordata, Actinopteri, Perciformes, Percidae. The coding region runs from base 96 to 1319 and encodes 407 amino acids. The transcript has 7 exons. The record is from RefSeq and is a predicted model, not a curated record.